AGAUGUUGGUGUCCACACUGUUUGUGCGGAGAUGACCCAGCAGUUUCUAAAUUACACAAAGUCUGUAGGGAACGAUUUAUCUACCCCCCACCCUCCACACUUCCAGGGAUUAAAACCUGGAGACAGAUGGUGUCUCUGUGCAUCCAGAGACGUCCUACACCCACACACCAAAAUUGAAGUGACUAUAAUAAAUCAAUAAUGAAAUGGAAAGAGGCUUUUAUGGUUGGGAUGGCUCCUCCCGUUGAUCUAAGCGCCUCUCAUCAAAACUCUCUACGUAUUACCUCUCUAACAGAACUCUCAGUGCAUGGAUUAAAGAGUUCCAGCGACAAGUAGAAAGUUGAAAAUUUGUUGAAUUUUUUGUUAGUCUUAUCUGGCCUCCAUUCGCAGAUAAUCGAUAAUCAUUUGAUUCUCAAAAUACUGUUUAAAAUAUAUAUAUUCAGAUAAAAUGUCCGAAGAUUAUUCCUAUAUACUUGUAGAACAGUAUGCCACAGAGGUUCUUGAUUUUUCAAGUCAAUAUGGUUCAGAUAACAGUAUAUCUUACACAGCACAUAAUAUCACAGGAAUGCCCAGUAAGUUUCCGUCCUAUGGUGAUUUCUCCCAGACCUAUGUAAUGCGAGAUUAUGGGCCCUGGUGGAAGGAUUGUCCUAGUGGCAAGGUUUGGAGAAAGCCGUUUAAUUCUCCUAAAAGUAAUAUCAAACCUCCAGACAAUUUUAUUGACAUAAAAUACGAGCACUGUGUUUAUCCAAUCCGGAUUCAUGUUUACGAGACCUACAAUCCUGGUGGUAUUACGGCCAUCUGGGCAGGAAAUUGUCAGGGAAACUGGAAACUCCUUUGGGGUAUUUCAUCUUCAAAAGAAAAUCAGGAUGUAUCCCAGAGACCCCGUAUUUUUUCUCCUCCACUUCAACAAACAAGCUUUCCAACAAAACUUUUAAGACUUGAGUUUGAACAGACACAUUUGCUAUAUUACACAGAAAUAGAUGCAGUUGCACUUUUAGGUACCCUGUCUCCAGUAUCAACUGAAGCAAGGAUAGGAGCUAUGCUUCCUGAGAAUAUGGGAGAAAUUAUGAAAACUAUUGUAAAAAGAAAACUGCACAUAUUACCGCAGGACACAGAUAAGAUAAUUUAUAAUUGUGCAACAAUGUUAAAUAAAAGAUCUCUUCAAGCUUUCCAAUCCAGAUUAGAGGAGAGAGAGAGAAAUCCAGGAGAUAGUAAUUUAGGUUUAUUUGACCGGCUGCCUCGUGAAAUAAUGCUGCAUAUCCUGAGCUACCUGGAUCUAAUUACACUCGUUCAAAUCUCCGGAGUCUCAACUCUCUUCAGAGAGUUCGUAUCAGAUCCUUACCUCUACACUUCUCUAGACCUUAAAGAUAUUUUCUACUGUGCUUCAUCACAAACAUUAAGCUGGCUGGAGACAAGGUGUUCUGCCCUGGUUGAACUGGAUCUAUCCUGGUGUGGAAACUAUGGAAAAAUUAAACCAUCAGCUCUUCAGCAGUUUAUUGAAACCACUGGACACACAUUAAAUUCAAUCAGACUGGACAAUUGUCACGUGGCAACAGUAUCUGUUCUUAACACCAUUGUCUCCUUUUCCCCCAACCUGAAAAGACUGAGCCUGGGGAACUGUCAUCUGUUAACUCUGCCAGAUUUCCAUCUUCUCUCACAACUAGAGAAUUUAGUUUCUUUAAACCUUUACAGAACCUCAGUGGGCCAAACUUCUAUUAUAACUAUCCUCUGUAAUAACAGGAAGCUAAAGCAUCUUUGCUUGGCUGGAUGUCAGAAUAUAGAUGGAGAUGAAGUUUGUAUAGUCUUAAGUCAUUGUCAGUUAGAUCUUGAAUGCCUGGAUCUAUGGAGAUGUAGUACUCUGUCGGAUAGAGGGAUUGCAUCCCUUUCACUCUGCACAAAACUUAGGGAUCUUGAUAUUGGAUGGUGCCUUAGUAUUCCAGGGGGUACAGGUGCCUUGGUACAUUUGAUUGAAAGCUGUCCAGGGCUAGAACGUCUUUAUCUCACCGCUCACAGACAAACUGGAAACAGAGAACUUAAAGCUUUGUGUAAAUUGAAGAAUUUAAAACAGUUGGAUAUUUUGGGGAACAGAAAUAUUACUUUUUCUGCAUUACAGGAGCUGGUUAGUUUUGUACCGAGCUUGCAGCUGGUUGAUGCUAGCUUCUGUACCCAGCUAGAGGAGGCAGAAGUUAGACAGCUUAGACAAGAUUUUCCAAAUCUCACAAUUAAAUGGAGCUUCAUAGAUGUCCAAUAAAUUCGUGAUUUUUUGUUUUUGCAUAAGAUAGCUCGAGCCUAAAAGAUGUAUAUUUGAACGUUCUUUAACAUGAGGGAUAGCUAGAGUCUAGCAGGUGGAAAACUUGAACCUAGAAGGUCAAAUUUUUCUUGUAUCAUUUUGAUGUAAAUAUUUUUUAUCGUUUUUAUGAUAUUUACACCUUUUCCAACUUAUCCCGUUAAUUAUAUAGUUUUUGUGCGCUUUUUGUCGAAAAAAACAAUUUCUCACAUUUUUGAUAAAUAAAGUCAAAAUUUUACCUUUACAGAA
Eurytemora carolleeae is the source of this 2533-nucleotide messenger RNA. RefSeq names its product F-box/LRR-repeat protein 4 (gene Fbxl4). The transcript is spliced from 25 exons. Gene Ontology annotation, cellular component: SCF ubiquitin ligase complex. NCBI's taxonomy places the organism in Eukaryota, Metazoa, Arthropoda, Copepoda, Calanoida, Temoridae. Bases 446 to 2248 code for a protein of 600 amino acids. The record is from RefSeq and is a predicted model, not a curated record. Gene Ontology annotation, biological process: SCF-dependent proteasomal ubiquitin-dependent protein catabolic process. Gene Ontology annotation, molecular function: protein binding.